AUGACUUGGGGAAAAAACGGUGCCAAGGGUGCAGCAACGCCCUACAUCGUCUGUCCUCACUGCUCUAGGGCGGGUAAGCAGAGCUGGAUUUUCGUAGACAGAGUCCAGCACCACCCCUUUUGCAACCUGUGUGGCAACGCAUGGAAGACAAAGGGUGCUCCGGUCACUCAAAGACUGCGCCCGCGGGGUCCCAAGAAGAACAGGGACAGAAGCGCAACCACUGAGAGUGCCACCCAAAGCCCCCAACGGCCUAGGAAUCAAGAGGGCAACCUCUCCAAAGCCGUCACGACACUUUGGCAGAAGUUUCCCCCAGAGGUCCAGAAGGAACUGAGCGAGGCAGGUUUCCAAGCAGGCCGGCAGCCGAGUCCGCCUCCAGGCCUCCAGUCUGGAAAAGGCAACGGGGCAAAGGGUGGGCUUGACGAGCAGGCCGAAGCCUCUAAGAACCUGUGGGAUUCUGCGUCUGAUGAUCAGAAGAAGCUGAUGCGCCAAGCUGGCAUCCCUGAGCCGGUUGCGUCGGAGCCAACAGACCUUGCGGCCCUUUGCAAGAAGCACUUGGAGUCAAUGCCGCCCUCGAUCCAGCAAGCCCUUGCAGCACUUGAUCCUCCGGCCCCCACGCAGACUCAGCAGAUUGAGAUUGCAACUCGUCGCUUUAAGCAGAGCACUACGGACUUGCGACUGAUGAUCCAGCAAACUGCUGCCUUACAGAUUCGCAUAGACCGCGCCAAAGCAACCUACCAGGAGCUGCUUGAGAAGAUGAAGGUUUGCCAAUCUGAUUUGCAGAGCAAACAAGCUGAAGUCACGGCUAUGCAGUCGGAGUUGGAAGCCACACUCCGUGCUGAUGCUUCGGGUCUGGAGGACCCCGCGCGCAAGGACGACCCCUUGGAAGGGCUUCUAGAUACGCUUGCCAAAGUUGGAAUUGUCCUGACCCAGGAGCAGAAGGAGCUUUACGAGGAGGCCCAGCGCGGCAAGCUUAAUGAUGGGCAGCAGAAUAUGGAAGUUGAAGCCACAAACCAGCCUGGUUUGACGGCUCCGACCCGUGCCCCGCUGAGCCAAACUCUGCCAGAACACAAGGGCACUGAGCCGCAUGAGCAAACCAAGCCCAGUGGGGAGAGUGGGCAACCUGCUUGUGCAUUUCAGCCUGCCCUUCAGCUUGAUCAAGACGUUUCCUGUGCCCCUGCGUCCAGCUCUCAGCCAUGCGGGUUUUCCGGCGAAUCGGUUAAGCGACCCAUUUCUUUGUACAGUGAUUUGUUUUCAUUGGGGGAGUGCCAACCUCAGCAGCCCAAGUCCUUAGAGAAGGAAGAAUGGGAUUCUUGUGGGGAUCUGAGUGCCUGGCAGACUGUUACCAAAGGAUUGCGCCACAGCACCCCGCUGCAGUCCCAGGACACCCAACUCAUCACAGGGCCCCAGUUCUGGCCCCCAUCUUUCUCGACAACUGAGUUUGAUGAGGUCCCUGUGACCGGUGCUUCUCCAAUCUCUGCUUUUGUGGCCACAACCUCAGCAACGGCAUCUCAAGUUGAGGAGUUUCCUCGCUUACAGGCGUCGGGGAGCCAUGCCGAGGUUGGGGUCACCCGCAAACGUAAUAAAACCAGACGCAGAGCGAAAAAGCCCAAACACAUUAGGGUACCCUUUUCUCAGCUUGCCCCUUGUGAAAUGCCACCUGAGGUGCCACCUUUGGCAAGCCCACACAGCCAGUGGCGAAAACUCGAAGGCCAGGUGUGGGAGGCUGUCCAGAACCCAGAUCUGUUGGGAGCAACUUCAGAGGUUGUCGGCCACCUUCUUGAUCAGGUUGAGCAGGGCAGCUUAGGUUGGUGGCUGUGCCAGGAGAUCUUGGCCCUCCAACGUUCUUUUGACUUGACUUUGCUCUUGCUUGUUGCUCGGGGCUUUGAAGUUUUGUGCAAAUCGCAGCCACAGGGGCACAGGCAAAUGCGAGUCACAUCUUGCAACAUUACUUCUUGGAGACCAGAAGUCAAGCAAUGGUUUUCAGCUCAAGGGGAUGUUAUCUUGAUUCAGGAGCACCAUCUUUUGGAGUCCCAAGUUGUUGCUGAAAUCUCGUCUAUGGCUGCCAUGGGCUUCGACUCCUUCCUUUUGCCCGCAGCCCCUGGGGAAGGCCGACGGAAUAGCUCUAGAGGCGGAGUUGGGGUUUUUGUUAGAGCCCACCUGGGAGCCCGUUUGCGAGGUCAGUAUACCAACCAAGGUUGUGGCUACGUAGCGGUGACGCUACGCACACAAGGGGCUGACUUGACAGUAGUUAGCCUGUACCUCCAGUCUUCCUCCGGCUUCGGGUCCCCGGUCAACUCUGACAUCCUUGCAUCUCUGCGCGCAAUUCGUCAAUCUGUGAGGGGCCCAAUCCUGAUAGGUGGAGACUGGAACUCGCCUUUGAAGGAUUUGUUGGACACUGCCAUUUUUCAAAGUUUGUCCCUGGAACCAAUUGGGCCCAACCAAGCCACCUGUGGUGACAAUGAGCUUGAUUUUCUGGCUGUAUCACACUGCCUGGAAGGUUUGCUCCGAGUUGAUGCCUCCUGGGAUGUUCCUUUCAAGCCACAUGCAGCAAUCCAAGUUGCCCUCAAUGUGGGCGCUUUCCAGCUCACCACUCCACAGCUUCCCUCCUUUGUGCUCUCCUUCAGGGAAGAACCGCUUGAUUAUAUACAGGUUGAGGAGACCCUCGCCUCUUUGCCGGAUACCACCUUUUCGGCUGACCCCCUGAGCAAUCGACUGGCUUCCAUUUCCAGUUCGGUGGAGCACAGUCUUUUGCAAUCGUCCCAGGGUAUUGGUCGCCAACUCCAAGUUGAAUUCCUCCCAGCUGUUCCUCGCAUGUCCCAGUUCGCAUGGGAAGGUUCUUGCCAGGCUUUUUGGCACCGGGUACAAUUUCUGUGCCAGGGAGACCACCCCAAACGUCGAGAGCAAUGCCAGGAGUAUUUGCCGCAGAUCCUGGACCACUGGCAGGGCAACUCGGAGGAGGCUGUUUCUUUUCUUUCUACGCUCCAGGCCUGUCUCUCGGAGCAGGCUGCUGUUCCCGAGCCCGUCCAGCAAUUAUUGCAGGAGCAAUUUCUGCUGGCCUCUAAAGUUCACCAGGAUGCCCAGACCAAGUCGUACAGGUCGUGGUUGCAGGGAGCCCAAGAAAAAGGGAUGGCCCCCCUUUUCAAGACGAUCAAAAAAGGUGAAAUCACCACUGCACGUCCCUUUCGGGAUCUGUCCGCAGAGGUCCGCGCCCUGGCUAGAACCAAACUAUGGCUCCGCACUUGGAAAGGCGUACUUAGAGUUGAGGACCUUCCUCCUCUUCCACACGCAGAGCAACAGGCUCGCGGAAAGCUACGGGAACUGGCUGCUCAGCAGGUCGCUACCCUGAGCCCCAUUUCCCCGGAACAGCUGCAACAAAGGUUUUCCAAAGGCAGGGUCACUGCCCCAGGACCGGACGGCUGGAGCAAGUCCCUUCUCAAGAAAUUGACUUGGCCAAUGCUUCAGGACAUCGCUGAAUUUUAUCAGGAGCUCGAAAGAGGCCUCCGAGUCCCGCAGCAGUUUCUCCUGACACAAGUUUGUAUGCUGCCCAAAUCGGCUACUGCUGAGAGACCUAUCUCUUUAACUCACGUUUUGUGGAGGGACUACUGCAGAGCCAGGUGGUCCCUGAUCCAAGAGUGGACGGUCUCCUACCAGGCCCUGGCUCCUUGGGAUGCCGCAGUGCCAGGUCGAACAUCUUUAGACAUCGGCAUCCGCCGGUUGCUGUGGGCCGAAGCCUCCCGAACUCAGUCCAAACACUUUGUAGGACUCUUUCUUGAUAUCAAAGGUUUCUAUGAUUGUGUAGUUUGGGCCUCGGUAGUCGACACCGGACUCCUGUUGCAGUUCCCACCUUUGCUUUUGGAGCUUUCCCUUCAAAUUUAUGGUGGGACACGAUUUGUCUCAGCCGAAAAUUCGGUUUCGCCGGGAAUCAUUCCCACAGUUGGGUUGCUUCAGGGUUGCCCUGUUGCGCCGGUGGUUUCGAAACUGGCUUUGUUUGUCCCAAUCAGGGACCUUCAGGCUACUGGCCUCACUCACAACAUCGACCAGUGGCUUGAUGACAUUUCGGCUGACGUGGUAGGGUCCACUGCUUCUAACACGGCUCACAAAGCCCUCAAGACAUUUCGUAUACUGCGAGACUCUCUUGCGGAACGAAAUCUUCAGGUUUCCUUGGAAAAAACCAAGUUUCUUUGCUCAGACUCUGCCACCUCUCAAGUUCUUGCGCGUCUGCGUUCGGACCAAGAUCCUGGCAUUACUCUGUUAGCCAAAGACUUAGGGGUUGACAGCAAUGCUGGCAGACGCCGCAGGCUUGCCACCUCUCUUGGCAGGCACAAGAAGGCGCAAGGCCGCCACAAGCGCCUUCGUGCUUUAGGUGUUGAUUCGCAUUGUUCACGCACGAGGGUUGUGCGCGGAUCCAUCAUGACAUGUGCCACCUAUGGCCAUCAGGCACAGGGUGUUAGUCCCAAACGGUUGAAAUGGCACCGCGCUGUGCUGGCUGGUAGCUUAGGACGCCAACAUCUAGGAGGAACCCUGACCGUCUUGGAGAUGUUCUCCCACAGAUUUCCGGAUCCCCGAGAGCAGAUCAUUUGUGAGCAUUUGCAAGUUUUUCUUCGUAUUCUUGGCCGUUCUCCUUCCAUUUGGGAGGAAGUUCAAAGGCCUCUGGCCGUGGACAAGCGCCACUGGAAUGAUUCCACACUCCGUGCUGAUGCUUCGGGUCUGGAGGACCCCGCGCGCAAGGACGACCCCUUGGAAGGGCUUCUAGAUACGCUUGCCAAAGUUGGGAUUGUCCUGACCCAGGAGCAGAAGGAGCUUUACGAGGAGGCCCAGCGCGGUAAGCUUAACGAUGGGCAGCAGAAUAUUGAAGUUGAAGCCACAAACCAGCCUGGUUUGACGGCUCCGACCCGUGCCCCGCUGAGCCAAACUCUGCCAGAACACAAGGGCACUGUCCCUGUGACCGGUGCUUCUUCAAUCUCUGCCUUUGUGGCCACAACCUCAGCAACGGCAUCUCAAGUUGAGGAGUUUCCUCGCUUACAGGCGUCGGGGAGCCACGCCGAGGUUGAGCAGGGCAGCUUAGGUUGGUGGCUGUGCCAAGAGCUCUUGGCCCUCCAACGUUCUUUUGACUUGACUUUGCUCUUGCUUGUUGCUCGGGGCUUUGAAGUUUUGCGCAAAUCGCAGCCACAGGGGCACAGGCAAAUGCGAGUCACAUCUUGCAACAUCACUUCUUGGAGGCCAGAAGUCAAGCAAUGGUUUUCAGCUCAAGGGGAUGUUAUCUUGAUUCAGGAGCACCACCUUUUGGAGUCCCAAAUUGUUGCUGAAAUUUCGUCUAUGGCUGCCAUGGGCUUUGACUCCUUCCUUGUGCCCGCAGCCCCUGGGGAGGGCCAGUAUACCAACCAAGGUUGCGGUUACGUGGCGGUGACGCUACGCACACAAGGGGCUGACUUGACAGUAGUCAGCCUGUACCUCCAGUCCUCCUCCGGCUUCGGGUCCCCGGUCAACUCUGACAUCCUAGCAUCUCUACGCGCAAUUCGUCAAUCUGUGAGGGGCCCAAUCCUGAUAGGUGGAGACUGGAACUCGCCUUUGAAGGAAUUGUUGGACACUGCCAUUUUUCAAAGUUUGUCCCUUGAACCAAUUGGGCCCAACAAAGCCACAUGUGGUGAUAAUGAGCUUGAUUUUCUGGCUGUAUCACACUGCCUGGAAGGUUUGCUCCGGGUUGAUGCCUCCUGGGAUGUUCCUUUCAAGCCACAUGCAGCAAUCCAAGUUGCCCUUAAUGUGGGCGCUUUCCAGCUCACCACCCCACAGCUUCCCUCCUUUGUGCUUUCCUUCCGGGAAGAACCGCUUGAUUACAUGCAGGUUGAGGAGACCCUCGCCUCUUUGCCCGAUACCACCUUGUCGGCUGACCCCCUGAGCAAUCGACUGGCUUCCAUUUCCAGUUCAGUGGAGCACAGUCUUUUGCAAUCGUCCCAGGGUAUUGGUCGCCAACUCCAAGUUGAAUUCCUCCCAGCUGUUCCUCGCAUGUCUCAGUUCGCAUGGGAAGGCUCUUGCCAGGCUUUUUGGCACCGGGUGCAAUUUCUGUGCCAGGGAGACCACCCCAAACGUCGAGAGCAAUGCCAGGAGUAUUUGCCGCAGAUCCUGGACCACUGGCAGGGCAACUCGGAGGAGGCUGUUGCCUUUCUUUCUACGCUCCAGGCCUGUCUCUCGGAGCAGGCUGCUGUUCCCGAGCCCGUCCAGCAAUUAUUGCAGGAGCAAUUUCUGCUGGCCUCUAAAGUUCACCAGGAUGCCCAGACCAAGUCGUACAGGUCGUGGUUGCAGGGAGCCCAAGAAAAAGGGAUGGCUCCCCUUUUCAAGACGAUCAAAAAAGGUGAAAUCACCACUGCACGCCCCUUUCGGGAUCUAUCCGCAGAGGUCCGCGCCCUGGCUAGAACCAAACUAUGGCUCCGCACUUGGAAAGGCGUACUUAGAGUUGAGGACCUUCCUCCUCUUCCACACGCAGAGCAACAGGCUCGCGGAAAGCUACGGGAACUGGCUGCUCAGCAGGUAGCUACCCUGAGCCCCAUUUCCCCGGACCAGCUGCAACAAAGGUUCUCCAAAGGCAGGGUCACUGCCCCAGGACCGGAUGGCUGGAGCAAGUCCCUUCUCAAGAAAUUGACUUGGCCAAUGCUUCAGGACAUCGCUGAAUUUUAUCAGGAGCUCGAAAGAGGCCUCCGAGUCCCGCAGCAGUUCCUCCUGACACAAGUUUGUAUGCUGCCCAAAUCGGCUACUGCUGAGAGACCUAUCUCUUUAACUCACGUUUUGUGGAGGGACUACUGCAGAGCCAGGUGGUCCCUGAUCCAAGAGUGGACGGUCUCCUACCAGGCCCUGGCUCCUUGGGAUGCCGCAGUGCCAGGACGAACAUCACUAGACAUCGGCAUCCGCCGUUUGCUGUGGGCCGAAGCCUCCCGAACUCAGUCCAAACACUUUGUAGGACUCUUUCUUGAUAUCAAAGGCUUCUAUGAUUGUGUUGUUUGGGCCUCGGUAGUCGACACCGGACUCCUGCUGCAGUUCCCACCUUUGCUUUUGGAGCUUUCCCUUCAAAUUUAUGGUGGGGACCUUCAGGCUACUGGCCUCACUCACAACAUAGACCAGUGGCUGGAUGACAUUUCGGCUGACGUGGUUUCCUUGGAGAAAACCAAGUUUCUUUGCUCAGAUUCUGCCACCUCUCAAGUUCUUGAGCGUCUGCGUUCGGACCAAGCUUGCCACCUCUCUGGCAGGCACAAGAAGGCGCAAGGCCGCCACAAGAAUCAUGAGGGCAACCUCUCCAAAGCCGUCACGACUCUUUGGCAGAAGCCUCCAGUCUGGAAAAGGCAAAGGGGCAAAGGUGGGCUUGACGAGCAGGCCGAAGCCUCUAAGAACCUGUGGGAUUCCGCGUCUGAUGAUCAGAAGAAGCUGAUGCGCCAAGCUGGCAUCCCUGAGCCGGUGGCGUCGGAGCCAACAGACCUUGCGGCCCUUUGCAAGAAGCACUUGGAGUCAUUGCCGCCUUCGAUCCAGCAAGCCCUUGCAGCACUUGAUCCUCCGGCCCCCACGCAGACUCAGCAGAUUGAGAUUGCAACUCGUCGCUUUAAGCAGAGCACUACGGACUUGCGACAGAUGAUCCAGCAAACUGCUGCUUUACAGAUUCGCAUAGACCGAGCCAAAGCAACCUACCAGGAGCUGCUUGAGAAGAUGAAGGUUUGCCAAUCUGAUUUGCAGAGCAAGCAAGCUGAAGUCACGGCUAUGCAGUCGGAGUUGGAAGCCGCACUCAGUGCUGAUGCUUUGGGUCUGGAGGACCCCGCGCGCAAGGACGAUCCCUUGGAAGGGCUUCUAGAUACGCUUGCCAAAGUUGGGAUUGUCCUGACCCAGGAGCAGAAGGAGCUUUACGAGGAGGCCCAGCGCGGUAAGCUUAACGAUGGGCAGCAGAAUAUGGAUGUUGAAGCCACAAACCAGCCUGGUUUGACGGCUCCGACCCGUGCCCCGCUGAGCCAAACUCUGCCAGAACACAAGGGCACUGUUGAACAGGGCAGCUUAGGUUGGUGGCUGUGCCAAGAGAUCUUGGCCCUCCAACGUUCUUUUGACUUGACUUUGCUCCUGCUUGAGCACCACCUUUUGGAGUCCCAAGUUGUUGCUGAAAUUUCGUCUAUGGCUGCCAUGGGCUUUGACUCCUUCCUUGUGCCCGCAGCCCCUGGGGAAGGCCAGUAUACCAACCAAGGUUGCGGCUACGUGGCGGUGACGCUACGCACACAAGGGGCUGACUUGACAGUAGUUAGCCUGUACCUCCAGUCCUCCUCCGGCUUCGGGUCCCCGGUCAACUCUGACAUCCUAGCAUCUCUGCGCGCAAUUCGUCAAUCUGUAAGGGGCCCAAUCCUGAGAGGUGGAGAUUGGAACUCGCCUUUGAAGGAAUUGUUGGACACUGCCAUUUUUCAAAGUUUGUCCCUUGAACCAAUUGGGCCCAACAAAGCCACAUGUGGUGACAAUGAGCUUGAUUUUCUGGCUGUAUCACACUGCCUGGAAGGUUUGCUCCGGGUUGAUGCCUCCUGGGAUGUUCCUUUCAAGCCACAUGCAGCAAUCCAAGUUGCCCUUAAUGUGGGCGCUUUCCAGCUCACCACUCCACAGCUUCCCUCCUUUGUGCUUUCCUUCAGGGAAGAACCGCUUGAUUACAUGCAGGUUGAGGAGACCCUCGCCUCUUUGCCCGAUACCACCUUGUCGGCUGACCCCCUGAGCAAUCGACUGGCUUCCAUUUCCAGCUCGGUGGAGCACAGUCUUUUGCAAACGUCCCAGGGUAUUGGUCGCCAACUCCAAGUUGAAUUCCUCCCAGCUGUUCCUCGCAUGUCCCAGUUCGCAUGGGAAGGCUCUUGCCAGGCUUUUUGGCACCGGGUACAAUUUCUGUGCCAGGGAGACCACCCCAAACGUCGAGAGCAAUGCCAGGAGUAUUUGCCGCAGAUCCUGGACCACUGGCAGGGCAACUCGGAGGAGGCUGUUUCCUUUCUUUCUACGCUCCAGGCCUGUCUCUCGGAGCAGGCAGCUGUUCCUGAGCCCGUCCAGCAAUUAUUGCAGGAGCAAUUUCUGCUGGCCUCUAAAGUUCACCAGGAUGCCCAGACCAAGUCGUACAGGUCGUGGUUGCAGGGAGCCCAAGAAAAAGGGAUGGCUCCCCUUUUCAAGACGAUCAAAAAAGGUGAAAUCACCACUGCACGUCCCUUUCGGGAUCUGUCCGCAGAGGUCCGCGCCCUGGCUAGAACCAAACUAUGGCUCCGCACUUGGAAAGGCGUACUUAGAGUUGAGGACCUUCCUCCUCUUCCACACGCAGAGCAACAGGCUCGCGGAAAGCUACGGGAACUGGCUGCUCAGCAGGUCGCUACCCUGAGCCCCAUUUCCCCGGAACAGCUGCAACAAAGGUUUUCCAAAGGCAGGGUCACUGCCCCAGGACCGGAUGGCUGGAGCAAGUCCCUUCUCAAGAAAUUGACUUGGCCAAUGCUUCAGGACAUCGCUGAAUUUUAUCAGGAGCUCGAAAGAGGCCUCCGAGUCCCGCAGCAGUUUCUCCUGACACAAGUUUGUAUGCUGCCCAAAUCGGCUACUGCUGAGAGACCUAUCUCUUUAACUCACGUUUUGUGA
This is a messenger RNA of Symbiodinium sp. CCMP2592, 9612 nucleotides long. NCBI's taxonomy places the organism in Eukaryota, Dinophyceae, Suessiales, Symbiodiniaceae. The record is from the annotation of a GenBank genome assembly.